CGUUCCUCUCGGGACUCGGGAGUUGCGGAUCAGCACAAGGAGUUCCGGGGCCGGGCAGUUGUUUUUAAAUCAUGGCGACCGGACGGUGCCCGAGCUCCGGCUCCCCGCUGAGGAUAAUACCAGUGCUGCUGGGACUGGUUCUUGUCACGGCUCCGCUCGCCCAGGCCAGGCAGCUCCGUUUCGUUACCUUGGUUUAUCGACAUGGCGAUCGAUCUCCAGUGAAGACUUACCCCAACGAUGCGCAUCGAGAGAGCGCCUGGCCCCAGGGCUUCGGUCAGCUCACACAGAUUGGGAUGAGGCAGCACUGGGAUCUGGGACAGGAGCUGAGGCAUCGUUACAAAGGAUUCCUUAAUGAGUCUUACAGCAGACACGAGAUUUACGUACGGAGCACGGACAUUGACCGUACCCUGAUGAGCGCAGAAGCCAACCUUGCCGGUCUGUACCCUCCGGCGGGUUCCCAAGUGUUCAACCCCAACAUAUCGUGGCAGCCGAUCCCUGUGGACACCGUGCCGGAUUCUCGGGACCGGCUUCUGAAGUAUCCUAUUCUUCCCUGCCCCAAGUACCUACAGCUGCAAGAGGAAACCCGUCACUCCUCGGAGUACAUCAAAAAAACCAAAGACAACUUAGAGUUUCUCCAGAUGGUGGCGAACGAAACUGGAUUAUCUGACUGCUCCCUGGAAUCCGUCUGGUCCAUCUCCGACAUCCUAUUCUGUGAGAAAACGCACAACAUGUCUCUCCCGUCCUGGGCGACCCCCGAGGUCCGGGCUCGGCUCAGCGACUUAAAGGAUUUCAGCUUUAGAUUUCUCUUUGGGAUCCACAAGCAGGUCCAGAAGGCUCGUCUACAGGGAGGUGUUUUGGUGCAUCAGAUCCUGAAGAACAUGGCGGCCGCACACAACACGUCCAACGAACUCAAACUCAUCGCAUACUCUGCACACGACACCACGGUGGGAGCUCUGCAGAUGGCACUGGACGUAUACAACGGCAAGCAGGCCCCUUACGCCUCCUGCCAUAUCUUUGAACUGUUUGAGGAGGGUCCUGGGAACUUCACGGUGGAGAUGUAUUUUAGGAACGAGAGUGGAAAUCCGCCGUACCCUUUGACGCUCCCUGGAUGUGACCACACUUGCCCCUUCCAGGAUUUCCAGCGUUUGCUGCAGCCCGUGAUCGCAGAAAACUGGGAGAAAGAGUGUCAGAUUGGUGAUACUACCAGCGACACAAGGGUUAUCAUAGGCCUGGUCGCUUGUGGAUGUAUCCUGCUCCUCCUCGUGGCCCUGCUCCUCACCGUCCUUUUGCGUCAGAAGUCCCAGCCUGCUGGCUACCAUCACGUCUCGGAUGCCUUGGAAGAACAGACCUAAACGUUCACAAGGUUUCAUCGUCCUAGGAUCGUCUCUCUGUGUUUUUAGAUGUCGUCGAUGCUGGUGGCGACCACCAACAGGAAACAAAUGGAGUUUUUUUUAACUAUGAUUUUAAUGUCUUUUUAUGCUCGGGAUCAACCAGACACGUGGGAAAUUUUAACGUUCAUUCAGGAAACACAUUGGCAACACAACAAUGCAAUAUUUCCGAGAUGGAAUCAAACUUCACAUAGAUAGUACAGAAUCCAUUGCAAACCAGGAUACCGGAUCACUUGCAGUAACCAAUCGGAUACCCUUUGUUUUUACGGACUUGGCCUAUUCAGUCGUUUCCAUACGGACAUCGAAACGCAGAUCUGAUUUUCAAGGAAAAUCACGGAUAACUGAAACCUUAGCCCUCCUGGAUGAAAGACACCAAACAAAAAAAAAAAGCCAGCGUGAAUCACUAGAGUUGUGUCAAAGCAGAAGAAGUGGAGCCAGAGGACAAAAUUUUAGUUCUAGUUAAAUAUGGGAUGGGAUUAUAAAGCAUCGGUGGAGGAUCAAAGCACGUAAAUAACAGAUCUACAACGCGACUCUACCUGUGAAGGAUCCGUUAUCUGUUUUAUGAUUUCUUUCGGUUAUUGCUUUAGUAAAUCGUACGUGUUUAUACAACUUCUGCAUAGUGGUGGAUUGUAGAACUUUCUGUUUAAUGAUGGGCUGGACCCCAAAAGCAAAUCCGUUCAGACGCUGUAAGCCCUCGCCGCAGAGGGAGCUGUCCAGUUAAAUGCUAAAGCCAUUUUCAGCUUCGUUAAUUAAGACCAGUUUAACCAUAUUCUCAAUUACCAGCUUCGGCUUUGUUUUUGGCAGAGGCGGCCAACAGGUAGAACCCUCACUGCUGCUGAACUAUCAUAAUACUUUACCAGCAUUCUAGGAAUUGUUGUGGAUCAUGGUUUAGUGAGUGGAUCCCUGUAUGUUGGACUUUUUUCCUUAAUUAUAGUUUUUUCGGUAACAGAGCAAGCUAGGGAUUGUCAUCACGGAAUACAUUGCACUUGAUUUUCUCUCUUCCCUUAAAGCGAGAAGAAACAGCUAACAAAGCAGGAGUUUAAUGCCACGUGAAGUAUUGUUAUAUGCUGCAGUAGCCUCAAGUUGCAUUUAAAAAGAUCAAGAAUAUAACAAAGCCCUUUGGUAAGGCGUCCAGGGAACAAUCAGCUGGGAGAUUUAAAAAGCUGGUCGUUGUUCCUAUCGAUAUAGAGUAGAUGGCUCUGCAUUAUACUUCAUGGAAACAAACUGAGCCUAAUUUACCCUAUGUAAUCUUUCCUGCCAAUGUCUUUAAUAUGGACAGUUGCAAUCUUGUAUGGAAUACGAACUGGGGUACUAAAACACUAAGGGGGGGUGGUAGACACAUUCUUUGGCAGGCAUCAGGUAAUUUAAUACUUCUAAUGUGGUAUAUUAGCUGUAAAGCUUCCUCCGUCCUUUUGUAUUGGAGCGCAAACAAAGCAAAGAAGACUGGUCGUUGUAGUUUGACGGGGCCUUUCCAUCACUACAGUUAAGCUGGUGGACUGUUAUUUGCACAAUGAUUUUACCAUUUUUGUUUUAAUUGUAUUCAAAUCAGUCUCUUACGAAAUAAAAGCUGGGAUAAAUCAGAAAUAA
Molecule: messenger RNA, 2975 nt
Organism: Spea bombifrons (plains spadefoot toad)
Lineage: Eukaryota; Metazoa; Chordata; Amphibia; Anura; Pelobatidae
Gene: ACP2
Product: acid phosphatase 2, lysosomal
Exons: 11
Coding region: 72-1352 (426 amino acids)
Biological process (GO): dephosphorylation; lysosome organization
Cellular component (GO): lysosome
Molecular function (GO): acid phosphatase activity
Source: RefSeq, a predicted model, not a curated record